UGCAAAAAGAAUCAUAUCAUCCCUUGCUUCCUUUCCCAUGCUUUCAUACUUCUUUGCUUUCUGUUGUAAACACAAAAGAAUGGGGCAACCUUGAUUCAAUCGGGUGUAUUAAUUAAUCGAUUGCCACUAAAUUUGUCAUCACCAUCCUUCGUUUCGGCAAAUCUCUGUCUGUCUCUCAUACCGUGUUUAACUUGCUCUCAUGGCGGGACCAAAAGUUGAUGCAGCUUACUUGAAGGAGAUUGAGAGAGCUCGCCGCAGCCUCCGUGCUCUCAUCUCUAGCCGGCAAUGCGCUCCCAUCAUGCUUCGAUUAGCGUGGCACGAUGCGGGAACUUAUGAUGCAGAAACAAGGACAGGAGGGCCUAAUGGCUCGAUCAGAAAUGACUUUGAAUUAAAACAUAGCGCCAACAAUGGAUUGAAGAUUGCAGUUGAUUUUUGCGAAGAAGUGAAAAGAAGUUGUCCAAAAAUUACAUAUGCUGAUCUCUACCAGCUUGCUGGUGUUGUUGCUGUUGAGGUCACAGGCGGUCCUACAAUUGAUUUUGACCCUGGAAGAAAGGAUUCGAGUGAGUCCCCUCCAGAAGGCCGCCUUCCCGAUGCCAGUAAAGGUGCCUCACAUUUAAGGGAAGUAUUUUACCGGAUGGGCUUGUCGGACAAGGAUAUUGUGGCGUUAUCUGGUGGCCACACUCUGGGAAGGGCGCACAAGGACCGAUCAGGCUUUGAAGGACAGUGGACCAAGGAUCCCCUCAAGUUUGAUAAUUCUUACUUCAAGGUGCUGCUGAAAACGGAAUCAGAUGGACUUCUAAGACUUCCAAGCGACUUGGCUCUAGUGGGGGACCCCAAGUUCCAUCCCUACGUGGAACUAUAUGCCACGAACGAAGAGGUUUUCUUCAAAGAUUAUGCAGAAUCUCACAAGAAGCUAUCGGAGCUCGGAUUCACCCCAAGGUCCUCGGGUUCGGGACUGAUGGGCAAGUUGACAUCAACACCAGCCCAGUUGGUGUUUGCAGCAGCAGUGAUAAUCUUGGGCCUCUAUUUCAAUGUUUACCGAAAAUUUAAGUGAAAGAACUCCUUUAAGUUGGCUGAAAUACCACCGUUGAAUUAUGGUGAGAACUUAAUGAUAUAAGUGGACUCCUUUAAGUUGGCUGUACUACAAACAUUGAAUUACCGUGAGAAAUUAUGAUAUGAAUGCCAAUAUAUUACCGAUA
Punica granatum (pomegranate) is the source of this 1199-nucleotide messenger RNA. The record is from RefSeq and is a predicted model, not a curated record. Lineage: Eukaryota; Viridiplantae; Streptophyta; Magnoliopsida; Myrtales; Lythraceae.